AUGACUUCUUCUCGUGCAUGUUUUUAUGCCUUACCCCAAGAAUUGAUCGCAGAAAUACUCAAAAGAUUACCCAUAAAAUCUCUGCUAAGAUUCAAAUCAAUAAGCAAAGAUUGGAAUUCUCUAAUCAGGGAUCCUAUCUUCACCAAAUCCCAACUACAACAUCAGCUUCCAACACCUUAUCUGUCACAACCUAAUCUCGUCAUUGGACCACAUACUAGUAUAUCCACCUUUAUUCUUAAUGAUAGAAGUACUAGGAACUUCAAAGGCAAAUUUGUACCAGUAUCUCCUAAGUUCAUUGAAACAAACUUUAUUGAAGGUACAGAAUUUGAUAUUCUUGGAUCUUGUAAUGGGAUUAUACUAUGCAUCUAUGUUCGUAACACCUGUGAAAACUUGUAUGUUUGGAAUCCCACCAUUAACGAAUCUAGGGAAAUCCCAUUACCUUACUCAAGCUUUUCUUCUAGGAAUCUUUUGUUAUCUGGGUUAGGCUAUGCUUCAGCAAUCAACGACUACAAAAUCGUAUUGGUAGUUAAGAUCAAAUCAAGUUCAACAACAAACAUAUGCGUACAUGUAUACUCAUUGCGGCACAAUAAGUGGAAUAUACCGUCCGAAAUUCACUUGUAUGCUAAACGUAAGGUUAUGGAGGCAGUUUUAUAUAAUGAUGCAUUAUAUUGGCUUCAGAAUUCUAUUAAAAAUGUAAUGCUUCUUAAAUUUGAUAUGGUCAAUGAUACUUUUGAGAGGGUGAUUGAUCUAAAAUCUUUUCAGAACAUGGAAGCUUGUCAUGGUUCCGGUCUAAAUGAUAUCAAAAACAUGCCAAAUAAUGUGAAUCUGCGCAUGCGGGAGUUUUAUGUUCAAAACUCUUGUUUGAUGAAGAAGCUUUUUGUAGCGCAAAUAGUUCGUGGCAAUGGUAAAAAUAUGUUGAUUCCGCAGUUGCUUGUGACAGUGGGAUUUUUGCCUAUGUUCUAUUCACGUCAAAAUUUUGGUGGUUUUGAGAAAGAUGAUAAUAUUAUUGAUGUUUGCCGUCUGGUGAAAUAUGUUCAAACUCUAAUAUCUCCUAAUUUGUUUUGA
This is a messenger RNA of Beta vulgaris subsp. vulgaris (sugar beet), 1065 nucleotides long. Its product is annotated as F-box/kelch-repeat protein At3g23880-like. Gene Ontology annotation, molecular function: protein binding. The coding region runs from base 1 to 1065 and encodes 354 amino acids. Lineage: Eukaryota; Viridiplantae; Streptophyta; Magnoliopsida; Caryophyllales; Amaranthaceae. The transcript has a single exon. The record is from RefSeq and is a predicted model, not a curated record.